Messenger RNA from Lodderomyces oxycetoniae, 1023 nucleotides. RefSeq lists its product as uncharacterized. The record is from RefSeq and is a predicted model, not a curated record. The coding region runs from base 1 to 1023 and encodes 340 amino acids. The transcript has a single exon. NCBI's taxonomy places the organism in Eukaryota, Fungi, Ascomycota, Pichiomycetes, Serinales, Debaryomycetaceae.
AUGGGUGAUAAGAAAUCUAAUGUUCAAUCCUUUUUCCCGCCAUUUUCAACCACUCCCUGUGACAAUACGGUAAAUUCAAAUAAAGCUAAAGGUAAAGCGGCUACGAAUGGUUUACAACCACAACCUUAUCAUUACCCCACGAGUCCUUCAGUUCCUACUCAACAGCAGCCUCAUCCGAGUCUUCAGAAUGUUAAAUCGUCACCAAAUUAUCACUACUCUCCCUUUAUGUCUAAUGUAGUCGUGGGGAAUGACACCCAAUUGAAUGAAGCUGUUACGUGGACCAAAACUGUAGCCGCCAAGGACUAUCACCAACAGCGGCAACAACUGUCCACACCACCACCACCACCACCACCCCCCCCUCCUCCUCCUCCUCCUCCUCCUCCUCCACAAAUACAACACCCACAAACUCAUGUUACGGCUCAGGUUUUUCUUGACCAAACUCCUAGAAAAUUGCCAAAUGAAGAUUGCUCACAAUGGUUGACCCAACUGUCGAACCAUCAUUUUUUACUAGCUAACCCUAUACCACUACCACAACAACAGCCACCUCCUCCGCUACCUCCUCCACCCCCUCCGCAGCAGCAACAACAACAGCAACAGCAACAGCAGCAGCAGCAGUAUGAUGUUUACGACUUGUUGAAUCCUAGAAAAGCUGCAAAUAUGGGGUAUAAGGAGAAAAUAGUGAGUUGGCUCUCAACGGUUCCUCAAUUGACCGACGAUGAAAACGACGAGAUUUAUGUAGAUUGUUAUCCCGGAGUUGUCUCAGAUAUACUGAAUUCAAAUAUAUCAAUGUCGUCAAAUGGAAACGUAGAGAUUGACCUAGCUGAUAUUGAAGAUUUAUUGGAAUUGCAAGCACAAAAGAUAACUAGAUAUGUCAUGAGAAUAUAUGGAAGAGAAUACGAAAAUAGUCAAGGAGAGUAUGAAGAGGGAAUGACUAGUAGAAGAACGGGGCGUAGACGCAGUGAAUACGAAGAGGAAGUAAUUGAUUGUACUUUCCCAGUUGCUGAAUCUACAAGAAUGACUUGA